Botrytis porri is the source of this 2454-nucleotide messenger RNA. RefSeq lists its product as uncharacterized. Bases 1 to 2454 code for a protein of 817 amino acids. Gene Ontology annotation, molecular function: DNA-binding transcription factor activity, RNA polymerase II-specific; RNA polymerase II cis-regulatory region sequence-specific DNA binding; zinc ion binding. Gene Ontology annotation, biological process: DNA-templated transcription; regulation of transcription by RNA polymerase II. Gene Ontology annotation, cellular component: chromatin. NCBI's taxonomy places the organism in Eukaryota, Fungi, Ascomycota, Leotiomycetes, Helotiales, Sclerotiniaceae. The record is from RefSeq and is a predicted model, not a curated record. The transcript has a single exon.
AUGGAUAGCCAAGAAACACCACCUAGAUGGCCGUGCCCGUUCCAAGGUUGUACGAAAUCGUUUCAGCGGAAGGAGCAUUUAACUCGGCAUCAAAAAUCACAUUCGAAUUCGUCUCCUGCACAUAUUUGUAGAAUAUGUCACAAAAAGUUUUCUCGUAGUGAUGGACUGCAGAGACAUCUUGGACGUCACGGACAACAAUUCAAAAAACAUACUGGUCGAAGCAGGAGGGCAUGCGCGAGUUGUCACUCCAGUAAAAUCAAAUGCGAUGGAAAUAAUCCAUGUUCCAGAUGUGAGAAGAAGAACAUUUCCUGCAAAUAUGGGUUGCCGAAAGAGUUGCCUACUAUAGCCAGGAGGCAAGAUGAAGCCUCAAGAGGUGAUGUGAGCGAUUGGGAGGGAUCGGAAUUUUCGAUGUCCGAAAAUGUACGAGAGGAUCAGAUGCCCGCUGAAAGUCCAAAGUCUGGCCAGACACCCAGUCCAGAUGAGGCAUUUGUUACAAAUCAGAUAUCCAUUGUGGCACAAGCAUUUAACUCCGGUCAAUCUUCUCGUUCGAAUCAAUCAUUCAACUCUAUUUCAACACAUGGCUCUUUACAAGAGGCACAUGAUUCGUUGGUAAGCAGGAAUCUGCUCAGUAAUUCGAUUACUGGCCAAGAUUCGCCCUCAAUGAAUCUGGGGCGCACACCUCACGGGCUUCUCGAUUGGUCAAAUGUCAGGAUCCAACAAGAUGCUUCUCAAACCCGAGAAGCACCCCAAGAUACUUUUGUUCCCACAUCUAAGCUUGAAUACCUAUGUUCACUUGCCAAAGAAACGGUCGAGAGAUAUUGUUCUCUCUACUUUGCCAAUUUCCACGAUCGUUGGCCCAUAGUCCAUUCCCCAACUUAUGAGGAUGAUGAAGAGGCACCUGAGAUUCUACUCCCAUCCAUGUUGAUGAUUGGAGGUUGGAUUGACGGGACUCCAAGCUCGAGAGAUUGGGCUUUGAAAGUUCACCAUCAUGUGGUAGAGCAUGUUAUCCCACGUUUAUGCCAGCUGAAGGAUAUAGAUACAAUGACACAGCCUCUGCCAAUUGUUUUAUAUCAGUGCACGUUGUUGAAUAUUAUUUUUGCAUCAUACUGUGGGAAACGUGAGGUUUUAAAAAGAGGACUAAUCUUACGCAACCUCCUAGUUGCCUCUAUAUACCAAGCUGGAAUCUUAACGCCUGGGACUAUUUAUCCAGACGAUAAGCCAGGGUAUUUUCUACCAUUACGUUCGGUGAGAGACCAACAAAGAAAGAGGAUAGUAGUUGGUCUCUUCAAGAUUGACACAUAUUUCAGUGCCAUAACCAUGCAGCCAGUUUUACUCAAGCCAGAAGAACUACACUUCUGUAUUCCAGACACUAUCGCGCUUUGGAACGCCGGAGGGCUUCCUCAUUGGGAGGCUCGUCGACUAGCUGAACCGAAAUCUAGAAGCUAUCGUUCAAUCAAUGUGAUGUUUGAAGAAGUAGCUCUUGGAGGAAUUGAGUUUCCAGAGAACGAGUCUAUGUUGGAAGAUAUCCAGAUUUGUCUUUGGGCUAUGCAGUCAGAGAUUUUGCACCUUUCAAAGCAAAGUCGCCCUGAGAGAAGGAACGAACUAAGUCUAAAUAUUCAAAGACAAUCACUUAAACGCCAGCUGGAAGCUCUAAAACGCGGGUUCUCAAAUCUUUCCGCAAAAAUAUCGUGCCCCGAUACAUUUGACCAAGCAGAACAGUCUCCAGUGCGCUACUACUAUGGACUUGAAGACCAUGAUAACCCUGGAUGGCAAGAUAUAGUUUGCCGACGCAUUCACAACUUUAUCUUCGACACUUCUAUCCUUCAUCAUCUGAUGAAUCUACAAGUAUUUGCCGAGAUUCAGACUCUUAGAAUGCUCGCCAAAGAUCUAGCACUCUCUGACACAGUCCGAGGAGUCUUCGGAGGGAUAUAUUCUCAACCCCACACCAGACGUGUUGCAGCGGCACGUGAAUGGACACAAGAGCCUAGCUCUCGGCGAGCCUUAUGGCACGCGACGGAAAUUCUCCUGAGCCACAGUGCAUUCAACCAAACACCCUCUCUCGCCAACUUCAUCCCCGAUCCAAUUUCUUACAUAGCUUUAGCAUCUGCAGCAUUAGUCAUUUGGACCCAUUGCAUUUACGGACAAUUAGCAUGCAACGCUUUAUCUUGUACAUCGAUGCUCCCUCACGAAGUGAGUAUGUCUAUCGAGUUGACAAAACUAAGCGAAGUGAUAAAUGGUUCCUCGUUUGACGAAAAGGGAAAGGAGGUUUGGAUUGAAGGGGGUGCUUAUUUUAGAGCUUCAAUUGAGAAUAUCCAAUUGUGUAGUUGUAAUGUUGGGAUCUUGAUGGGCAAGCUCAGGGCUCAUAUACCGCAUCAUUGGGAGAUUGUGGAUGAGAUAGCACCAAACAUCUUCGGGAAGCUUGGUGGUCCAGAAGCGACUGGAGUCACUUCAUGA